Molecule: messenger RNA, 1878 nt
Organism: Aegilops tauschii subsp. strangulata
Lineage: Eukaryota; Viridiplantae; Streptophyta; Magnoliopsida; Poales; Poaceae
Product: oxysterol-binding protein-related protein 3C
Cellular component (GO): cytosol; membrane
Molecular function (GO): sterol binding
Source: RefSeq, a predicted model, not a curated record
ACCACCCGCGGCCGUUCCAAAUUCUCUCCUCUCGUUGUAGUAUUCCUGCUCCCACACGGCGACGUAGCCAUCGCCAUCGCUGCCGCUCUCCUCAGCAGCGCUCCUCUACAACCUCCUCCUCUAGGCAGGGGUUAGCGUGCGCCCUCUCCUCGUGCGGCCGUCCCAAACCCUAGCAUAUCCCCCUCCCCGACUCCUCUGCGCCGGAGCUCCCCUCUGACCGCGCAGAUCGCCGUCGAUGGGGUCCAAGGACCAGGACCUGGCCGCGUCGUCGGGCGGUGGCGGAGGCUUCUUCUCCUCGAUCGCCGCGGGCGUGCGCAGCUGGGGCACUGCCGUGCACAAAUCGGUCAACGGGUUGGUUGGCUAUGAAGGGCUUGAAGUUAUCAAUCCAGAUGGAGGCACAGAUGAUGCGGAAGCAGAGGCUAUGAAGGGGCGAUGGAAACAGGAGGAUCGCGACAGUUACUGGAAGAUGAUGAACAAGUACAUAGGAUCAGAUGUAACGUCACUUGUUACACUUCCAGUCAUCAUCUUUGAGCCGAUGUCAAUGCUUCAGAAAAUGGCAGAGUUAAUGGAAUAUUGUGACCUGUUAGACAAAGCAGAUGAAUGUGAGGAUCCGCACAUGCGGAUGGUAUAUGCUUCUACAUGGGCUUUGUCAGCCUACCUAGCCUACCACCGUACGUGGAAGCCUUUCAAUCCCAUCCUUGGAGAGACGUAUGAGAUGGUUAACCACCAGGGUAUUACAUUUAUUGCUGAGCAGGUAAGUCAUCAUCCUCCGAUGGGUGUAGCUCACUGUGAGAACGAUCAUUUUACUUACGACAUCACAUCGAAGUUGAAGACGAAGUUCUUGGGAAACUCAGUGGAAGUGUAUCCAGUUGGAAGGACUAGAGUAACACUUAAGAAGUCUGGUGUCGUGUUGGAAUUGGUACCACCACUGACCAAGGUCAACAACUUAAUAUUUGGGCGCACAUGGGUAGACUCUUUUGGAGAGAUGGUCCUGACAAAUCUGACAACUGGAGACAAAGCCGUGCUGUAUUUCCAGCCAUGCGGCUGGUUUGGGGCUGGGCGAUUCGAGGUGGAUGGGUAUGUAUAUACUGCAGCUGAAGAACCGAAAAUAAUGAUGACAGGAAAAUGGAACAAGUCCAUGAGUUACCAGCCUUGUGAUCAAGAAGGUGAUCCUCUUCCAGGGACCGAGCUAAAAGAGGUCUGGAAAGCCGCUCCUGCUCCACCGAAUGACAAGUACCAGUAUACAUACUUUGCGCACAAAAUAAAUAGCUUUGAUACAGCACCUAAGAAGCUCUUGCCUUCAGACUCCCGAUUAAGGCCCGACAGAUAUGCCCUUGAGAAGGGCGACAUGUCUAAAUCUGGGGCACACAAGAGCAGGCUUGAAGAACAACAAAGAGCUGAGAAGAAAAUUCGGGACACCAAGGGGGAGCAAUUUACUCCAAAAUGGUUCAAAAUGACCGAGGACAUCUCCCCUACGCCGUGGGGCGAUCUGGAGGUGUAUGAGUACAAUGGCAGAUACGCCGAGCACCGGGCUGCGAUAGACAGCUCUAGCGUCGUCGCCGAGGAGACAGACGUGAGCUCCAUCGAGUUCAACCCGUGGCAGUAUGGUGACUCGCCUUCCCAAUGAUUUGAAAGGGUCUGAAGCCACCCAUAUAUUAUUUUUCUCCUCUAAAACGCUUUCAGGCCUUGUGCUGAUCCAUACCGGCGGUUUUCGUGCCUUGUAGUAUUAUACGACUUUCCACUUUUUUCUCUUCAUGCUGUGAUACAGUUCAGGAUGUGAUUGUGUAUUUGAUGUAGUCCAUAUUCUGUUGUCGUAAGCCUAGAAGAAGCUGGUGAAAUUUAUUUAAGAUCAAUUUGAGUGGGAAAUUAGGAAUAUCA